Molecule: messenger RNA, 3114 nt
Organism: Lodderomyces theae
Lineage: Eukaryota; Fungi; Ascomycota; Pichiomycetes; Serinales; Debaryomycetaceae
Product: sorting nexin 1
Exons: 2
Coding region: 1-3114 (1037 amino acids)
Biological process (GO): retrograde transport, endosome to Golgi; protein retention in Golgi apparatus
Cellular component (GO): endosome
Molecular function (GO): phosphatidylinositol binding
Source: RefSeq, a predicted model, not a curated record
AUGGAUGAAGAUCUAACCAAAUCAGUAUGGGAUGAUGAAUUCGAUUCCAAUAAACCCAGCAAUGAUCAUACUGCUAGUGGGUUCAGUGAGGGCUUGAGCAAUUCUUCUUCAUUUGGUCAAUCUAUCACUCCCUUGGCCAAUAAUUUCCAAUCGUACUCAAUCGAUGAUCCAUUUGCUAAUCCAUUUGAGGAUAAGAAGCCGGAAUCCGACGAAGAUAAUGACCAGGACGAGGAAGAGGCACAAAACUUUUCAAAUCUCAACCUAGAGCAAGAACAAAUACAUGAACUAAAAUCAGAGGAGAGGAAAGAGUUGAAAAGUCAGCUAUUAUCCGAACUCACAAACGGAUCUGAAGAGAGUGACAUAUUGAGCCAAAAGGCGCACGAACGGACACCAAAGCACGUCAGUAAAAGCGAUGAAUUGUUUCACGAUAAGGAGUCUCCCGUUAAACUAGUUCCGCUGGGUGAGGAGACGACAUUGUCGCCUAGUAAAACAUUGAAUGUGAAGAAGUUUAAAGCUGGAAGACCUCGCAAGUUCAACUCAAAGACAAACGUGCACCAUUUGAAUCCGUCGCAGUCUGGGCCAACAAGUGGUGAACUGCCACUAGGACCUUUAGGUGGCGCGACAAAGGUUGUAAAAGACGUGGCACUGGAACCACAGCAACACAAUCAGCAGCCAGAAAAGCUGGGCGAAAAAGUUAUCGAUGAUUCGAAAGGCUUGCAUGAGCCCAAGAAACAGCUGAGGUUUAGAAAGGAUGAAAAUGAGUUGGAUAUCACAGUGGCUGAUCCAACGAAAGUUGGUGACAUAACCUCAGCUCAUAUCGUGUACACUAUCAGAACAAGAAAUAAAAACCCCGAGUCUCUGAACUUCCCAAACUUGAGUACUGCAGAGGUGACAAGAAGAUAUAGAGAUUUUAGAUGGAUAUAUCACCAGCUCCAAGCUAACCAUCCCGGAAGAGUGAUCCCCCCACCUCCUUCCAAACAAAGUAUAAUUGGUAGGUUCAACGAAAAGUUGAUUGAGCACAGAAGAUUUGCCCUAGAAAAGAUGUUGCGCAAUAUCAGCAACAAGCCGGGUCUUGCCAAUGAUCCUGACUUUAUUUCGUUUUUGACAAAUGACGGAGACGGAAGAUUCAAUGAAGGUGGUGAUCUUGAGAGUUCGGCCUAUAAUGAGGGCGGGCAUAAUAAUUCCACCACCUCGUCUGCAGCCAGUGUUGCAACCAACGCUGCCAUAGCCUCUACUGGUUUCAUGAGCUCGCUAUUCUCCUCGUCCAGUAAAUUUGUUGACCCAGAUCAAUACUUUGUGGAAAAGAAAAACUACCUUGAUGAUUUGGAGUACAAUUUGAAACAAUUUGCUAAAACUAUUGAUUUGAUUGGGACACAGCGACAAGAUAUGAUCAAUAUCCUAGAAGAGUUGGCAAUCACAGUGGAGGAAUUGUCUGCGUUGGAGAUCAGCAAGGCUACUGCAGAUAUUCUCAAUGCCUUCAGCGAAGUUGAAUUUAAAAUCAAAGAUAAUUUAGACAGACUCAACAUCUCGGAUCAGUUGACGAUAGGGUUUACCAUUGACGAGUAUUUGCGAAUCAUUGAGUCUAUAAAUUAUGUUUUCCAAACAAGAACAAAAAUUCACCAACUGUAUUCUUCUUUGACGUCGCAAAUAGAUAAGUUAACCAAAAAGCAGCCACUUCUGCCUGAGAGGUCGUUUGAAGUUGAAAAGCUCAAGGAAAGACAGAGCGACUUGAAGAAGCAGUUUGAUGACAUAAGUGCCACCAUUAAGACUGAGUUGGAAGAAUUUGAACUCAAUAGGAUUGACGAUUUUAGAAAUAAUGUUGAAAUCUACGUCGAGAGUUCUAUAGAGUCACAGAAGGAGGCAAUUGAGUUCACAUACGACUCUACCAUGAGCAUCCAAGUACAUUUCAACGACGUCAAGUUGUCAGUAAUAUCAAUACCCAGGUCCAAAUUGUGGAUAUUUGCCAACUCAAUUGUACAACUUCUAUACGACGCAAUCGGAGACGAGAAAAACCACCGUGACUCAUCCGAUAGCAGUGAAAAUGGAACCGAUUAUGACGAUGCUGAUGAUGAUUAUGAUUCAAAUGCAGAAGGUAAUGAUAUGGAAGGAAAACAUGGUAAACCAAGUGCAGAUUUCGAGGGGUCAACGCGCAAAUCGGUUGAUAAUUCUAGCAAACCACAGUUAAAUCCUACUAGUGCGACCACAUUUGCCGAUGACGAGAAUGCAGAGUCAAAUUGUUUCUUCCAUAUAGCAAUGACACCAUCUGAGUGCACAAUUAUUUGCUCUGCAAGUUUAUCGACCCGUUUUUUUGCUCAGCCGUUGAAGUUGUGCAAGGAGCUAGGCUACUCAGACGUGGAAGUUUUACCAGAGGAGUACUUGAGCUUGGUUGUUGACUCUGAUGGAAGUUUUGCCAAGUCGCACAGGAUUUUGGAAUUGACAAAGCCAUUGUCGGAAAAUGAUGUGUCGCUUUUCUACAUUUCGUCCCAUUUCAAUGACGUUGUUUUGAUUCCUUCUCAUUUGAAGAAAAGAGUGGAGAAAAUUUUGGUUCUGGAGAACUUCAUAUUUUCAGAAUCUUCGGGUAGCUACAUAUCGACAUAUGACGUUGAUGACAAAGAAGAGGAGCCUGUUUUGUCAGACCUGCAUCAAAGGACGUUUGGAUUGUUGGCUAACCAUGAUAUUCACCCUCAAAUACACGAAAAACACAAGGUUUUGCUCACUGGUGCUAGGCCUGGAGAAAUAAAAUAUUGCAUCUUGAAAACCAUCAAGCUAAUCUCCUUGGCAACUUCUUUACAACCAUCUUAUUUUGCAAUCACAAGAACAUUUUCAAACGAGUUAAGUUUGAUACUACCGCAAUCAAACAAAAUGAGGCUGAAAUAUGGAUACAAGUCAACCAGUAUUAUCGGAUCAUCCCAAGAUGUUUUGGUACCUAUUGCAAUGGACUUGUCCAAGCUUCCUAUAAAUUGUACUGGUAUUGUAGCUGGAUUGGCAAAUAAAUUAAUUAUAAGAGGCGGGAAUAUGCUUGAAAUUGGGUACUUGUCUAUGGCAAAGUCUGGUGUGAUAUUGAUUCCUGAGGAGGAUUUGGGUUUGGCAAGAAGCUCUCUAAGCGAGUUUUAA